Contarinia nasturtii (swede midge) is the source of this 3589-nucleotide messenger RNA. RefSeq lists its product as uncharacterized. The coding region runs from base 41 to 3289 and encodes 1082 amino acids. Gene Ontology annotation, molecular function: protein binding. The record is from RefSeq and is a predicted model, not a curated record. The transcript is spliced from 7 exons. NCBI's taxonomy places the organism in Eukaryota, Metazoa, Arthropoda, Insecta, Diptera, Cecidomyiidae.
UUUUGUUGCGCCAUAUUUAUCCCGCAAAAAUUUGUUCAAGAUGACAGAAGGAGAAGAAAUUGUUGACAAUCCAACCGAAACCAACAACCAGGCGGAAUCGGAUUCAUCGAGCACCUUCCAGCCCGAUUCGAUGCCACCAAGUAUAUUUGAGCCGAAAUCGAUGUCACCGACGCCAUUUCAGUCCGAUUCGAUGUCACCGAGUACAUUUGAGCCAAAAUCCGUAUCACCGGCACCAUUUCAGCCCAACCCAGUUUUGCCACGCCACUGUUUCACGUGCCACAAGGAGAAGGCGCAGGUUUCUUGUACAACAUGUAUGCGUUCGUACUGUUCGAUGUCAGUGUGUUUGCAAAAUGUACGGUUAAGUGAUCUAGAUAAGACAACUUGGCGGUGCAAAUCCUGUGUGGAUAUUGACAUUGGAGCCAAAGAAAUGAGAAAGAAAAAAAUCCAUUCGGAACAAUUGAAGAGUGUGUUGAAUUACAUCUACAAUGUCUUGACCACAAUCGAUAAAAAUAUGUCAGCUCCGUUCAUGAAGAUUCAAUACGGCAAAGAUGGAAACGAUGGUACCAACAAUGGCGUUGUUUAUAAAAUGGAUCUGAUGACAAUUCGUGAAAAGAUCGAAAAUGGUGCAUACAGUUGCUGUGAAGAGUUUCAGUCAGACCUCAAGUGGAUCGUCCACAAUACGAUCGUUCAACAUUCAGAUGAUCAAAAGAAUGAUCAAAAGGGAAAAGCAAGAGCAUUGUUCAAUUACGCAAAGGAAGAGGUGUACAGCUAUAAGAUGUGCCAUGACUGUUAUAUUAACUACGAUGAAAUGGAAGAAGAUUGGUUCGCAAAUACAUGUAAGAAACCACACUUGCUUAUCUGGGCAAAGCAACGCACUUUUCCGUAUUGGCCGGCUAAAUUGAUGCGUUACCAUGCCGACAGCAAAAAUGUCGACGUUCGUUACUUUGGCGGUGACCAUUUGCGAGCCAUUUUGCCAGCCAAAGAUUGUCUUCUUUACUCGCGCGAUAAUCCAAGCGCCAAUAAUAACCGACAUAAAGAUAAAUUGAUGGAAGCGACCAAGGAGGCCGAACACUACAUCGAAAAUCUGAUCAAGAACUAUCGUUUGUUCAACUAUGCUGAACCAGCUACAUUUCUACGCGGCGAUAUGUUGGAGCGUCACUUGUACGAUACAAUACCAAAUGCUUGGAAGGAACUCGGUAAAAGUGAUGUUCCGCCACCGAUUCCGGCUCCAGCAACAGUGGCUCGACGAAUGUCGACGCCCGUACAACGAUCAAAUCGACAAUCGGUAAUGCAAACACCCGAAGAACUCCUCAAAACUGGCCGCUGUAUGACGCGACGCCUGUCAACCAUCAUGGAAUCACGACCAGACACACCGGAGACCAAAAAGAGAAAGGUGAUUGAUACAACGCAGAAAACAUCAGCAUAUCGGCGCCAGUCGCUUCAAUGUGAACGCCCUUCGGCCCGAAUGAGCGCCACGUCUGCAAUGUACAAAGCCAAAGAUUCAAUGGGUGUAAAGAUGGGUCAAAAGCGGAAAAUGAACCAAAACGCUGAGCAACCGCAUAAAAUUCAGAAAAUUUCACAUGCACCGAAUCAAUUACAAGCAAUCACAUUGCCAUCGGCCCAAAAGUUCAACUUUAACCCCAAUCAGAUGUUCAAGGUUCCGUUCGCACCGAACCAGAACCGAAACACAGUACCGAAUGGAAUGCAUCACCAACUUGGCAGUAUUAAGGUCAAGAGUGAAUUUUGUCCAUCGAAACUAGCGGAAAGAGUGGAAAAAUUUUCACCAUCAAAAUUGGCGCACAAUUUACCCAAUUUUAAUUCGUCAAAAUCAGUUCAGAACUUUUCGUCACAGGUACCCAUGCAAAGACUUCCAGGUUUUACACCGCAGCCAGCCAUGCAAAACCUGUCCGAUUAUUCAACGCAGAAAUCGUUGCAAAAUCUUCACGAUUUUUCGCCACAGCCAGCCAUGCAAAAACUUCCCGAUUUUACACCACAGCAAUCUAUGCCAAGCCUGCCUGAUUUCAAUCCACCGAUAUCAAUGCAACCAUUACCCGAUUUUACACCGCAGCCAAUGCAGAAAUUACCCAACAUUUCGUCACAGGUAACCGUACGCAGAUUGUCCAACUAUUCACCGCAGAAAUCGAUGCAAAAUCUGCCUGAUUCUGCGCCACAGGCAUCCAUGCAAAAACUUCCCAAUUUUUCAUCGCAAAAAUCGAUGCAAAAUCUACCCGAUAUCAAGCCACAGAUAUCGAUGCAAAAAGCACCCGUCUUCACACCGCACUCAGCCCAAAAAUUGCCAAAUUUCGCUCAGCCAAAAUCACCACAAAAGCCGUCCAAUGUAAAGCCACCGAAAUCAACGCCAAAGGGCAAUUUCAACGAUACAUGGAAUUUGCAUUUGUCGCAGGACAUGUCAGCAGCGUGCCGAUCCGUCGUUGACAGUAAUAUGCGUAAACUAACGGAAAGUGUUCGACAAUCGCUCAAUCAAACGUUGGUUGAUUUCAUGGUCACAUCAAAGCCAGACGCUCAAAUCAAAAAACUCCAAAGCCAACUAGACACACAGCGUUCUUACUAUUGUGAAAAAUUAGUAGAUCUACGCAAUCAAAACAACACUUUGAAAACAAACGCCAAAAAGUUCAAGGACAAAAUUAUCGCUGCAAAAAAGGCUGAAGAUGCGAUCAAAGAAAGCGAACAAAAGGUGGCUGAUAUGACGCGAGAAUUGAAGAAGUUCAAGGAAAAGUACAAUGCAGCUAGAAAGGCAGAGGAGGCGUUGAAAGCGCGUGAUCAGCAAUUGGCUGAACUUGCGCCAGAAUUGGAAAAGUACAAGAAACAAUAUAUGGAAGCAAAGAAAGCGGAAGAGGCGUUGAAAGAAAGCAACCAGAAGUUGACGGAAUUGAACGAAGGUUUGGAAAAGGCCAAAAUGGAAUUUGUCGACCAAUUAAAUACACUCAAAACCGAAAACACCGAACGUCAAGUGACCGACAGUGAUGAGAACAAUCGUUACGAAACGCUCGAAAUAAAGUACCAUCAACUGAUCGAUAUGAACAAAGAGCUAUCGGAGACAAACGUAGCAAUGUCGACGGCCAUGGAAAAUUUACAAUCGGAAAAUGGUAUCAUGGCUGACAAAAUCGUGGAAUUGGAGUCAGCAAGCGAACUGAUUACGGACAAAGCCUAUCAACAGUGUGCCACUAUGAUCACCGAAACCAAACAGAAAAAAUGGUGCAUUACAUGCGGCAUGCCAGAUGGCCCGUACUACUGCAGUGAGAAGUGCGAAGAAUAUCGGACAGAAUAGAUAUCAUUGGGUCCAGCUGCUUCUUUUUUCAAUAGUUUUAAGUCAAGUCAUGUUUUUUCAGCUCAUUUUUUGAAUACUUACGCCAUAAAUGAAAAUCACAAGGAAAAAAUAUUGAUUAAGUUUUGCAAUCUAAUAACGAACUAAAAGCGAUAAAAAAAUAUUUAACGAUAAAAUUGCGAAAUUUCGAUAGGCCUUCAUUAAUCAAUGAACAAAAAGGAGAAAAAAAUUACAAUUGUAGCUGAUGUAUAUUCGGCAGUUAUUCUAUUCAUAUUUAUAUUGAGUCCAAAGACCGUUUUUUAU